UGGGAGUGGUUAGAGGAGAGGGAGGGAAAAUGAAGUUCCUCCUUCGCCGUUGCCAAGGCAACUUGAUGUCACGGUGACAUCACACACCACUAAAAGCUUUUAACCGGAUUCCUCUCCCGCCUUAGGCCCCAUUUUGAGUCCUCUUUCAGCUAGGCUAGGGGGAAGGGCACAGGCAGGACGGUGUAUGUGAUUGCAUGCAUGCAUCACUCCUUCACUGCAGAUUCACCAUAGCUUUCGUAAAAGACUUUCAAAUUGAACUACUAAAGAUCCUGUUUCUGCAAACACUGCCAGCACAGGUCAAGAGAAACCAUUUAAAAAAAUGUCAACAGAGGACGGUUUCAGCUACUUAUUGGCAGGUCACAAUGAGAAACACAGGCGGGCCCCAAACUGGACCGACGGUGAAAUGAAAGCCCUCCUGUACGUGUGGGAGGAACACCACAACGAACUGAAAAUGAGCAAGAGGAACGCCAAGGUUUACGAGAAGAUGUCCCAGAGGUUCUUCCAGCUGACCGGAGAGCAGCGUUUCAAAGAAGAGAUCAAGAUGAAAAUCACCAACAUGUCCUUUCAGUACAGGCGAAUGAAAACCGUAGCCGGUGAAAGUGCGGAGACGCCAGACUGGCCGUAUUAUAAGGCCAUCGAGAAGAUCCUCUGUAAGCCACUGGAGAACGGCCGGGUGAACUCUUUGGAGUAUCAGGCUUCCACUGCAGGUCCCUCCACUUCCUCACAGUCUACAGACAACCUGGUGCCCCAUUCAGAGGAGGGGAUGAUGGGAUUCUUGCCAGAGUACACGGGCUCCUCAGAUGAGAUGGAGAUAAAACAAGAGCUGGACUCUUUGAGCUCUGACAGUGAGCACACACAGGGCUCCAGCUCUCACCCUACUUCAGCCAGGAAAAGACAUGCCAACAAGAAACUGUCCAUGAAGAGAAAGAAACUGCAAGUCAUGCAGGCCAUGUUACAACAACAAAGGAGGUCGAGCCGGGCCAUAGAGGAGACAUGCAGGGAAGUCCGUCGAGCCAUGCACCAACAGAACGUCCUCCAGGUCCAGUGUCUGCAGCUACAGGAACGAAUGAUGAAUCUUCUGGAGAAGAUGAUCCAGCCUUCCUCCCCCACGUCAGCAUCAUGGUGUCCGAGUGGGGUCAAAAGACCGGAGAAGCCAUGAAGUGCCAGGGUAACGGGUGCCUGGGAGAGAUUAUGGUCUUGCCUCACCUCAUACCUUUGUUGAAGAUAUACUAAAGUAUAUUUAUUUUGGAUUUCAGUUCGACAUGGACAUUUUAAAAAUGUUUUUGGUGUGUUGCUUACAUCAAAGUGUAGUUCUUAUCAGCGCAGAGAUGGUAAACAGAGGUACACAAAUAUGCUGUUUUCGAUUUUUGAAGAUGUCAUGAGCCUGAAGAUGAUCACGUUAAUUACCAUAAAUAUUAUAUUCAGCAUCUAUACGUCAGGCCCCAAUGAGCUUUUAUUGUAGAAAUAGCUGUAUCAGAUCUUCUGUCUUGAUCAUUUGUCAAGUACCCUAUUAAAGUCACUGUG
Molecule: messenger RNA, 1524 nt
Organism: Cottoperca gobio
Lineage: Eukaryota; Metazoa; Chordata; Actinopteri; Perciformes; Bovichtidae
Gene: msantd1
Product: Myb/SANT-like DNA-binding domain containing 1
Exons: 3
Coding region: 320-1159 (279 amino acids)
Biological process (GO): positive regulation of DNA-templated transcription
Cellular component (GO): nuclear body
Source: RefSeq, a predicted model, not a curated record